AUGUUGGGCUCUCGAAUUUCGAUUCGCGACAAUGCAAGCUCGCACGCAGCCCAAGAAACAAGGCAGUAUUUAACGGAAGAAAACGUGGAAUUAUUGGACCAUCCUCCAUAUAGUCCCGAUCUAAGUCCAAACGAUUUCUUUACUUUCCCGAAAAUUAAAAACAGACUGCGUGGUCAAAGGUUCCAGUCACCAGAAGAAGCAGUUGACGCAUUCAAAAAUGCCGUUUUGGAUUUGCCAGCAAAAGAGUGGAAUAAGUUUUUCGAAAAUUGGUUCGAGCGCAUGCAGACGUGUAGUAAUCUUGGUGGAGAAUACCUCGAAAAACAAUAA
This is a messenger RNA of Acanthoscelides obtectus, 327 nucleotides long. Lineage: Eukaryota; Metazoa; Arthropoda; Insecta; Coleoptera; Chrysomelidae. The record is from the annotation of a GenBank genome assembly.